GGGUAAAUCGACGCACCGUGAAAGACUGGCAAUCUGUAUACAUAUAAUAUGCAUCCUAAAUUAAAGCCUAAGGAAGACUGGCAAUAGUCUGGAAAAAAUAUAAUUUUAUAACGUUACAAGUUGAAGACACACAUGAUAUAUUAAAUUUUUGGUACAUUUUGGGCAGAACUCAGUGAGUAAAAUUACUUCGAAAAGAAAGAAAAACAUCUUCACAUCCCAACCUGGAUGUUUUUAAGCUGCCUGGGAAUUCCCAAAAUUUCACAAUACAUGUAAAAGGGAAAUGGAAGCAACCACCGAGAACUCUUCGCAAUUGCCGGCGUACACGGCUCUGAGAUGGGGAGAGUUUGUCGCCAAUCCUCAUUUAUUGUACAACUUGUGUCCAGGGUCUUCGAAUCGCAAAGAGAACAAAGUGAUGAACAUGGCAAUAUGGACUAACCCAAUUAACAGGGAGUUUAAAGUGGAGAGUAUAGAGGAACUAGAGCGGCUCAGCAAUGACCUGUUGACAAAGCCGAUCUUGUUUCACGUGAAACUGCAGCAUCAAAAGGCUGAGUAUUACGGAGUGAUGGAAGUCCACAAGACUUGGAAAGGUGAGUUUGCAGUCCUUGUGAACACAAGGCAUCCAGGAAUCCGAGAAGUACUGACCCACAAGUUGUUGGAGAUCACUCAGCACAUGCAAGAGGGCAAAGAGUUUUGUCUGCAGCUAGACUUUGGCCCAGCAAUGAAGCAGUGGUACAGUUGGGCUGUAGAUUCGCAACCAGAUCUUUUUGACAUUAGGCGGAGCAGUAACUCGGGACACAUGGAAAUCUCAAUCCACAACUACUCGACUCCAGUGGACUACUGCAUGAACCCACUGUGUAUUGUGGGUUGCUUCCCUUUCUGGCUUCUUCUCGGAGGACCAUGCUGUUGUAUUCACAGAAUGAGGAAAUGUAUCAACGACUCCCACCAUUUUCGGAAUCUACCUGUUGUCCUAAUUACAGGGGUGAGUAUGAGAGUUACUGUGAGGCAAAACAUGCCAUCACCAGGACCAUCACAGCACUACAACCCCCAGGGACCACCCCAGUACUACAACCCCCAGGGACAAUCCCAGUACUACAACCCCCAGGGACCACCCCAGCACUACAACCCCCAGAGACCACCACAGCACUACAACCCCCAGGGACCACCACAUCACUACAACCCCCAGGGACCACCCCAGUACUACAACCCCCAGAGACCACCAACCUACCAAUCUAGGGUAGGGCCAGGGAACUAUGACCCCACACCACCUCCACCUUACCCUGGCAACAAUUGUUAGACAAUUGUAAAACAAGAGGGUUAGUGGUUUUGUGCAGCGGUGUUCAAUGCUUGUAAAUAUUACAAUGAUAUUGUAAGAUGACUAUUAAAUAAGAGGGUCAGAGAGCUGGCUGGCUGUGGCUAUUUUUAGAAUAUUUUUAUCCUCUUUUAUCGCAGAUAUCGAUCUAUAUUGAGAUAGAGGAAAUUGUUCAAAUUCUGAAAAUAUUUGAUUUUUAGCUCACCUGAGCUGAAAGCUCAAGUGAGCUUUUCUGAUAACCUUUUUUCCGUCGUCCGUCUGUCCGUCCGUUUGUAAGCUUUUCACAUUUUAAACUUCUUUUCUAAAACCACUUGGCCAAUUUCAACCAAAUUUGGCACAAAGCAACCCCAUAGAAAGGUAAUUAUAAAUUGCAGAAAUGAAAGACAGAUCGUUAUUUAAAACGGAGAA
Molecule: messenger RNA, 1717 nt
Organism: Magallana angulata
Lineage: Eukaryota; Metazoa; Mollusca; Bivalvia; Ostreida; Ostreidae
Exons: 5
Coding region: 281-1294 (337 amino acids)
Source: RefSeq, a predicted model, not a curated record